GGCAGGUCUCCAAACCAAAGCUUCGCUGCAUUCCAAUCAAAGCGGUAAAUUGUUCAUAUUGCUGUAAAGUCAGUUUCAGUGCUAUUAAUUAAUAAAUACGAACUAAAACAACAAAAUCACACUAAAUCAGCUGUUAACUAGAUCAAGAUGCUGCGCCUUCUCACCGUCACACUGGCUCUCUGUGCCACGAUCUGUGCCGCUGCACAAACUCGCAACCAACCUAUGGAGGCGAUUGCACAUUUGACUGGCCCACCGCAGUCGGACAACACGCAGGUGAAAGGAAAUGUCACCUUCAUUCAGAAUGACUGCGGCCAGAGUGUGCAUGUGCGCAUCCAGCUGGAGAACGUGAUGGAGGGCAAGCACGGCUUCCACAUACACGAGAAGGGAGAUCUAAGCAAUGGCUGUGCCAGCCUGGGCGGGCACUACAAUCCCGACAAGGUGGAUCACGGUGCGCCCGAUCACGAGGUGCGUCACGUGGGCGAUCUGGGCAACAUUGAGGUGAACGCCAGCCGGACUAUCGACAUCACCUACACAGACUCCGUGAUCAGCCUGAGCGGCAAGCGUACCAUCAUCGGACGCAGCGUUGUCCUGCACGAGAUGGAGGACGAUCUGGGCCUGGGCAAUCACACCGACUCCAAGAAGACGGGCAAUGCUGGCGGCCGCAUCGCCUGCGGUGUUAUUGGCAUUAAGUCGGAUGUGGACGAAUGGCCCUGCCGCGGCGGCGGUGCGGAUGCACUGCGUCAAUCCCUGUCCAUUGUGACCGUCGUAGUUGCUCUGAUCAUUGCAUGUGGACUGUGAUCAAAUAUAUUAUUAUGCACACACUAUGAACAAUAAUUAAUCCACACUCAUAUCGUAUGCCAUGCACUGUACUUAAAUAUUAUUAUAUACAAAACAAGGAAAUACUCCCAUUGCAUAAACUUGUAAAUUGCCCCAACGAUUUCAUCGAUAAUAAACUUAACUAUUUCUUAUAUACCCAA
Drosophila arizonae is the source of this 977-nucleotide messenger RNA. It is a transcript of the gene Sod3, whose product is annotated as Superoxide dismutase 3. The record is from RefSeq and is a predicted model, not a curated record. Gene Ontology annotation, biological process: superoxide metabolic process. Lineage: Eukaryota; Metazoa; Arthropoda; Insecta; Diptera; Drosophilidae. Gene Ontology annotation, molecular function: copper ion binding.